UCGAAGACCUGACCCAUGUCUUUUGUGCAUUUUAUGACCCCUUUUUUAAUCUUUUUCCGUGUUUGUUUCUUAAUUCUGUCCAAUUUAAAUCACAAUCUCUCUAUGCAUACACACAAAAUAUGAGUUAGUUCACCUGAGCUGAUGAACUAACUUCCCUAUUUUGGUUGGGUUUCAGAGUAAUUACGUAAAGAAUUUGAAAGAAGAAAGCAAAGCCCAACAUUUUUUUUUAGUGUUUUUGAUGUGAAAUGGGAUCAAUGAAGCGAGCAAAGUUCGAUUCAUUGAUCUCAAUGAGUCGAUUCAGAUCGAUUCAGGUGUUGUUGGGUCUCCUGUUUUUGUAUCUACUAUUCGUGAGCUUUGAGAUUCCGUUGGUUUUGAGAACUGGGCUCUGGUUGGAAUCAUCUGAGGUCGAGUCCACUGAAACCCUCAUCUCCAAUCCAAUCAUCAGAAGCGUAAAUGAUAACCAGUUUUCAAGAAAAGAGAAGGAAAAACAGGUUUUCCGGUCACCGGCGCGGAAGAUGGGAGAAUAUAAGAAAAUUUCUGGCCUCAUUUUCGACGAAAAUGCGUUCAAUAGCGUCAGUAAGGAUGAAUUUUCGGAGUUGCACAGAGCAGCCAGGGAUGCAUUUGUGUUGGGAAAGAAAUUUCUACAGGAAUUUGAGUCGGGGAAAACCCGGUCUGAGGUCGAGAACCGGACGAUGAACAUGGCCUCCGAGCCCUGCCCGAACUCUGUGUUUGUGUCUAUGGAGGACUUUUUGAAGAAGGGGAAUUUGAUGGUGAUACCUUGCGGGUUGUCGUUAGGGUCCCACAUAACAGUGGUGGGGACGCCGCGGCUGGCCCAUUUGGAGAGCGAGUCAAGGAUCGCGCUUGUGAAGGAGGAUGGGGAGAACAAGAUGGUGUCGCAGUUCAUGAUGGAGUUGCAGGGACUGAAGGCUGUGGAUGGUGAGGACCCUCCGAAGAUACUGCAUUUUAACCCACGGAUCAAAGGGGAUUGGAGUGGCCGGCCUGUGAUUGAGCAGAACACUUGUUAUCGGAUGCAGUGGGCAUCCGCGCAACGGUGUGAGGGGUGGAGGUCCAGUGUCGAUGAGGAAACUGUUGAUGGACAGGUGAAAUGUGAGAAGUGGAUACGCGACGAUGAUAAUCACUCUGAAGAAUCAAGGGCCACAUGGUGGUUGAAAAGGCUGAUUGGGAGGACAAAGAAGGUUACAGUUGAUUGGCCUUACCCUUUUGUUGAGGGCAAGUUGUUUGUUCUUACACUCAGUGCUGGGUUGGAAGGGUAUCAUAUCAAUGUAGAUGGAAGGCAUGUCUCUUCAUUUCCUUAUCGGCCUGGUUUUACUCUUGAGGAUGCCACGGGUCUGUUUCUGAAUGGAGACAUUGACGUGCAUUCUAUUUUUGCUGCUUCGUUACCUACCUCACAUCCAAGUUUUGCUCAGCAAAGGAAUCUGGAGCUCUCAGCAAAAUGGCAAGCCCCACCUCUUCCCACUGGACCUGUGGAGCUCUUUGUCGGCAUCCUUUCUGCAGGCAAUCAUUUUGCUGAGAGAAUGGCAGUUAGGAAGUCCUGGUUGCAGCUUGGAUCAAUAAAGUCCAUGAGUUUUGUUGCUCGUUUUUUUGUAGCAAUGCAUGCAAGAAAGGAAGUGAAUGUGGAGCUCAUGAAAGAAGCUGAUUUUUUUGGUGAUAUUGUUAUAGUGCCUUACAUGGAUAAUUAUGACCUAGUUGUACUGAAGACUGUUGCGAUUUGCGAGUAUGGGGUCCGUACUGUGGCUGCAAAGUACAUUAUGAAGUGUGAUGACGAUACCUUUGUAAGGCUAGAUGCAGUGAUGAAUGAAGUGAAGAAAGCCCCAAGUGCUAGAGGCUUGUACAUUGGAAAUAUCAAUUACCAUCAUAAGCCCCUACGACAUGGUAAAUGGGCAGUUACAUAUGAGGAAUGGCCUGAAGAGCACUAUCCUCCCUAUGCUAAUGGGCCUGGUUAUAUUGUGUCAUCUGACAUAGCACAAUACAUUGUAUCCGAUUUCGAGAACCAUAAACUGAGAUUAUUUAAAAUGGAAGAUGUUAGCAUGGGAACGUGGGUCGAAAAAUACAACAGCUCAAGGCCCGUCCAUUACGUGCACAGCUUGAAGUUCUGUCAGUUUGGAUGCAUCGAAGGUUAUUUUACGGCGCACUACCAAUCUCCUAGACAGAUGAUCUGCUUAUGGAGGAAAUUGCAGCAUCAAGGAAAGCCACACUGCUGCAAUAUGAGAUGACGACUUGCUUACUAGAAAUGGAUACCUGUUGUCUUUACCUAUAUAGUCUAUCCAUUUUCAAGAUUUCACAUUAGAAAUUGAAGCGGACCUCAAUUUUCGCGAAAUCUGCAUUGGACCAUUUUUAUUUCUCGCACCACAUUUUAAAAUGAAGGAAAAAAAUGAAAAAUAAUUAAAUUUAUAUGUAUUAUGCCAAAUGAAAAGUAUAGCAACAAAUUUGGCGAAACACUGUUCAUUACUAUAAUUUUAUGUGAAAAUUUGAAGCCC
Messenger RNA from Olea europaea var. sylvestris, 2498 nucleotides. RefSeq names its product hydroxyproline O-galactosyltransferase GALT6-like. Bases 246 to 2234 code for a protein of 662 amino acids. NCBI's taxonomy places the organism in Eukaryota, Viridiplantae, Streptophyta, Magnoliopsida, Lamiales, Oleaceae. The record is from RefSeq and is a predicted model, not a curated record. Gene Ontology annotation, molecular function: galactosyltransferase activity; carbohydrate binding. Gene Ontology annotation, cellular component: Golgi membrane. The transcript is spliced from 7 exons.